Molecule: messenger RNA, 3571 nt
Organism: Centruroides sculpturatus (bark scorpion)
Lineage: Eukaryota; Metazoa; Arthropoda; Arachnida; Scorpiones; Buthidae
Product: transient receptor potential-gamma protein-like
Exons: 15
Coding region: 182-3265 (1027 amino acids)
Biological process (GO): calcium ion transmembrane transport; manganese ion transport; regulation of cytosolic calcium ion concentration
Cellular component (GO): membrane; cation channel complex
Molecular function (GO): protein binding; inositol 1,4,5 trisphosphate binding; store-operated calcium channel activity
Source: RefSeq, a predicted model, not a curated record
GUCUCCACUAUAUAUUUUUAUCGGCAAAAAUUAGAAAAAGUAGAUAAGUUGCAUGAAACUGCUGAUAGGUUUCUUUAAUCUGUUUAAAAGAUGCCCCACAAAUGAAUCGUUCAAUAAGGAUAUUCAAUAGUAAAUUUUUCUUUCAUUUGUGAAGAGUCAUGUGAAUUGUAAGAUAGACAUUAUGAAGCAAGAAAAGUUGCUAACCGAUAGAGAAAAAGGAGGGAUGGUUCAUCUGCUUCAACGGAAUGAGAAACAAUUGACAUUCUAUGAGAAAAAAUUUUUGCUCUGUUCGGAACGUGGUGAUAUAGCCGCAGUUAGAGAUUUAUUGAAUACUCAUAAAAAUAAUCCACGUUUCGAUAUAAACUGCACGGAUCCUGUUGGAAGGAGCGCUUUGGUUGUAGCAAUCGAAAAUGAAAAUUUAGAUCUGAUAGAGAUCUUGUUGAAGCAUAACAUUCGAACGGGAGAAAGUCUUCUCCAUGCCAUUAAUGAAGAAUAUGUUGAAGCAGUCGAGAUAUUACUUCAACACGAAGAAAAAAUACACACGAAUGAUCAACCUUACAGUUGGGAAAUGGUAAAUAGAGAAAUAGCAACUUUCACUCCAGAUAUUACCCCAUUAAUCCUAGCUGCCCAUAAAGAUAAUUAUGAAAUUUUGAAACUUUUAUUGGAUCGUGGAGCAUCUCUUCCUCUUCCUCACGACGUACGAUGUGGAUGUAAUGAUUGCGUUGUUUCUAUCGAAGAAGACUGUCUAAGGCAUUCUCAAUCUAGGAUCAAUGCUUACAGAGCUUUGACUUCUCCUUCUUUAAUAACUCUUUCUAGUAGAGAUCCUAUAAUAACCGGGUUCGAGUUAAGUUGGGAGUUGAAAAAGUUAUGUUCUAUGGAAAAAGAAUUUAAAAGUGAAUAUACGGAAUUGAGGGAUAAAAUUCAAGAAUUCGUCACUUCUCUCUUAGAUUAUACCCGUAAUUCUUACGAACUCGAAGUAAUUCUAAAUUAUGAUCCGUGUGGUUCUUUAUAUCAACCUGGACAGCCCAUGAAAUUAGAACGUCUUAAAUUAGCAAUUAUCUACAAACAGAAAACGUUUGUAGCUCAUCCAAACGUGCAACAGCUUUUAGCAACUGUGUGGUAUAAAGGUAUGCCCGGGUUUCGAAGGAAAAGCAUGAUUGGACAAUGCUUGGUUUUAUACAAAUUGGGCAUAAUGUUUCCAAUUUAUUGUUUGGCCUAUAUCGUAGCUCCUUGGAGUAAAAUGGGCAAAACUAUGAAGUAUCCUUUCUUGAAAUUCAUUUUUCAUUCUUCAUCUUAUUUUCUUUUUCUUUUUCUUUUAAUUUUGGCUUCUCAGAGAGUCGAAACUUUGGUUAUCGAAAUAUUUGGAACGCAAAGUAUGAGAGAAUGGGUUAAAAUACAGCACAAACAAGAACGUGGAAAGCUUCCUGGAGUCGUGGAAACAGGAAUCAUGAUAUACGUCCUGGGAUUUAUCUGGUGGGAGAUUAAACAGCUAUGGAAUUCUGGAUUACAAGAAUAUGUGAAUAAUAUGUGGAAUAUCUUGGAUUUUAUUACCAAUACAUUAUAUUUUACGUGGAUAACACUCCGUGCUGUUGCUUGGUAUCGAGUUCGGAAAGAAUUAGAAAUGGGAAUAGAUGCGUAUCAACCUCGUGAGAAAUGGGAUCCCUAUGAUCCUAUGUUGAUAUCUGAAGGAAUGUUUGGAGCAGCUAAUAUUUUCAGUUUUUUGAAGAUGGUCCACAUAUUUUCCGUUAAUCCAUACUUGGGACCGUUACAAAUCUCUUUAGGAAGAAUGGUUUACGAUAUCAUCAAAUUCUUCUUCAUUUAUACUUUAGUAUUAUUUGCAUUUGGUUGCGGUAUGAAUCAGUUGUUGUGGUACUACGCUGAUCUUGACAAAACUAAGUGCUAUUUUGGCCCGACUGGACACAAUGAAGACAGUCGAUCCUGCGAGAUAUGGAGGAGAUUUGCAAAUUUAUUUGAAACAUCUCAAAGCUUAUUUUGGGCAAGUUUUGGAUUGGUAGACAUUCACAAUUUCGAUCUAACGGGAAUCCAGGAAUAUACAAGAUUUUGGGGACUUUUAAUGUUUGGAAGUUACUGUGUCAUCAACGUUGUAGUUUUGCUCAAUCUUCUUAUCGCUAUGAUGAGCAAUUCCUAUCAAAUAAUAUCGGAAAGAUCGGAUAUCGAAUGGAAAUUUGCCAGAAGUAAAUUGUGGAUGAGUUAUUUUGAAGAUGGUAGCACGGUUCCUCCUCCUUUUAACAUCAUACCAUCAUUUAAAUUUUUUCAAAGACUUUUUGGCUUGAAGAAAAAGCUCAAAUCUAUGUCUAUAAAGGUUAAAGAAGCGGAAGACAGAGAUUUCCAAUAUGAAAAUAUUAUGAGAUGUUUGAGUAGACGUUACGUGACUAAACAGCAGAGAAAAGCAGAAAUAACAAACAUAACAGAAGAUCAUAUCAGUGAGGUAAAGCAGAUUAUUCACACCUUCAGAUCGGAGCUCUUUGAUAUCUUGAAGGAUAACGGGAUGAAGUGUACUCAUUCUGCUAACGACAAAGAAGCCGGUAGAAAAGAAAGACUAAGGGAAAGAAGAUUACUAAAAGAUUUCAACAUUGGCCUAGUCGAAAGUGUAUUCGAAGAUAUAAUAGAAGAGCAAUUGAGGAGAAAAUCAAUUAACGUCACCAAACAAAUAUCUAGUAAUAAAAUGAAAGCUAAAAGAAAUUGGGCUGCUCUAGUAGCAGCUUCGAAACAGAAUCAAAUAGGUAAAAGUAAAUCAUCUUCGAGUGAUAAUAGCUUAAUAGCUGUUGGCUACGCGGAUUUGUCAGAAGAAGAUCCACAAAUAAGAAGGAUGAUAGUUUUAAAAAGAUUCGCUAGCAUCGCUAGAAGAGCUAGAUUAAUGUUAGAUAACAGUUCAAGAGAGGUAAUGGACGAAAAUUCAGAAGUUUUAACUGAAAAAACUUCAUUUAAAGAAUAUAAUUCAACCGAAUUAGAAGAUAAUACAGCUAAAGAAAGUUUAUCAUCAAUAAAUACUUCCCCUAAAGAGAAAGUCGUGAUAGUUCACAGGCAACCGGAAGUAGCGAUUGAAAUGGAAGUGGCGGAACAACCAUGUGUUUUUGAAAGCAAUACAAACUGUCUAAGUGAAACAAACGAUGACACAAUUAAAUCGGAAACAUCUAACCAACCAAUCAAAGAUAACGAAACAAUGGAUAUGACUCAUUGUAAUUUUAACUGUAAUAAAGUAUCGGCAACACCGACAAAGAAACCAACUUCUAGUUGGUUUUAAACAUUGGGUCUAUCCCUAAAUAAUUAUAAUAUCAGAAUUAUUAUAAACUGCUAUUGUUAUUAUUAUUAUUAUUUUAAAAAUAGAUUUAAUUUCUUAUUAAAAUGUAUGCUUUUAUCGAAACCAGAUGGCACCAGUUCCUCCGUUUGAAGUGAUGAUCAAUACGAAUUUUUGAAUUAUUACGUGAUAAGUUUGGUUGGAGAAUUAAAUCUCGGUUGGUUGUACUCGGCGCCACUCAGGGUGAAUUCUUAAUUAAAAUUUAAACUGCUUCCUUAAUUACAUUCAAAACGCUUGUGACUUAGAAUAUAU